UGCUUCCUCCUCCAUGCCCACUUCCUCUUUUUCGCGGCGAUGGCAGCUACGGCGAUCCAUGGCAACGCCGCCGCCGCUAUCUCCACUAGCGGCGCCGCCAGAUUUGGCAGCCCCGGGGGCGAUUUGCCGCGGCAUUUGAAUUUCAAGGGUUCCUCCUCCUUCUCCUCUCUCGUAUUUCGGGCAGAUUUCAUGGCGAGCACGCUGCGCGGGGGGAAUCGACUCGAGGUCGUGCGCGCGGUCACCACCGCCGCCGCUGCUGCUCCAGCGAUCGAUCCCACGCUCCAGGACUCGCUCAAGCGUGCCGUGGCCAAGCGGGCUGUGGAGCUCGUCAAGCCUGGGAUGAUUGUGGGGCUUGGCACUGGCAGCACUUCUUCCAUGGCGAUUCAAGAGCUCGGGAAGCUCGUCUCGCAAGGAAAGUUAAAGGACGUCGUGGGUGUGGCCUCGAGCUAUCAAUCCAGGAUCCUUGCUCGUCAGUAUGGCGUGAAAACUGUUGAUUUGAAUGACGUGAAUGUGAUCGAUUUUGCCUUCGACGGAGCCGACGAAGUGGAUGCCUCCAUGAACUUGAUCAAGGGAGGUGGUGCUGCUCAUACAAUGGAGAAGGUUGUCGAUGCCAUGGCUAAACAAUGCAUAAUUCUGGUCGAUCAGACCAAAGUCGUCUCAAAGCUUGGAUUGACAUUUCCUGUUCCUGUGGAGGUUCUUCCGUUCGCCAUUUCACCAGUUCUUCGAGCCUUAGUUGGGCUUGGUGGAGUUCCUGAGAUUCGCAACGCUCUGAGAAAAGAUGGACCCGUUAUCACGGAUCUUGGAAACAUGGUGGUCGACGUCAGGUUCCCCGAUGGAGUCAAAGAUCCCGCAGAGAUGGAACGCUCAAUCAACAUGAUUCCUGGCGUGGUGGAAAGCGGUCUUUUUGUGGGGAUUGCGAACACCGUACUGGUUGCAACCCGCGAUGGCGACGAAAUCACAAUCGUAGAGCUAGCAGAUUUUGUGAGGAGCUUGAAAGAAGCCACGGCCAGCGGGUGACGAGACGACGCACUCGACCAAAUAACUCACUCGCCCGCGACGCGACGUCUGCUAAAGAUUUUAACAGCCAGGUUCUCUUCGGUUACUUCUCUUCUCUUCCUUGAUCGAAAGCAAGAAAAAAAAAAGAGAUUCUUUGCAAUCGCUUUCUAACAAUCGUGCACGGCAGACAGUGUAGAGCUCAAAAGCCGAGAGAUCCAAAGAAUGAUCGCGAGAAGAAGUAGAAAAAAAAAAAGAAGCUUCGGCUUUUUUGAGGAAAUGGCUCGAUCGAGAAUAAAGUUGCGGGGUUUGUUUCUUUCA
Molecule: messenger RNA, 1314 nt
Organism: Selaginella moellendorffii
Lineage: Eukaryota; Viridiplantae; Streptophyta; Lycopodiopsida; Selaginellales; Selaginellaceae
Product: ribose-5-phosphate isomerase A
Exons: 10
Coding region: 40-1017 (325 amino acids)
Biological process (GO): D-ribose metabolic process; pentose-phosphate shunt, non-oxidative branch
Cellular component (GO): intracellular membrane-bounded organelle
Molecular function (GO): ribose-5-phosphate isomerase activity
Source: RefSeq, a predicted model, not a curated record